Magnolia sinica is the source of this 2256-nucleotide messenger RNA. RefSeq lists its product as uncharacterized. NCBI's taxonomy places the organism in Eukaryota, Viridiplantae, Streptophyta, Magnoliopsida, Magnoliales, Magnoliaceae. Bases 183 to 1844 code for a protein of 553 amino acids. The transcript has 10 exons. Gene Ontology annotation, biological process: proteolysis. The record is from RefSeq and is a predicted model, not a curated record. Gene Ontology annotation, molecular function: dipeptidyl-peptidase activity; serine-type exopeptidase activity.
UCCAUGGCUUGAAAAUUAGAUGACUACAGAAAAUAAGGUCAAUCAGGGAUGAAUUGGCCAUCUGAUCAGUGAUUUUAUGGUGGUCGUGCAUGAAAUGUUUUCUUCACCUAAUGGAUGGUUCAGAUCAGUCUAUCAUUUUAUCCAAUUGAACUGAUACAACUAGGAGCACUAUAACAUAUAUAAUGGACCAUUUCUCUGCUAAAAACAACAGACUCUCCUCAGUCCUCCCACACCAUUUUAACAAGUUCUUGCUGUGGGGUCCACCAUCUUUAAUUUCUUCCUCCUUAAAUCUCUAUCCUUCCAACCUCAUUUUCUCCAAAACCCUAAUUCCAGUGAUGGAUUUCAGUGCCAUCUUCUCUACUGUCUUCCUUCUUCUCUUCUCAUUUGCCAACUCCAUCUCUACAGUCAACAAUCACUUCCCAGCUUCCAUACAUAGCAAUGAAUGGAAAUCACAAUCCCUUUCCAUUGCAAAUAAGCUCUACCAAACAAAGUACUUCACCCAAACACUAGACCACUUCAAUUACAAUCCCCAGAGCUACCAAACAUUCCAACAAAGAUAUCUCAUAAACCAUAACAGCUGGCGUGGCCCGGCGGAGAAUUCUCCCAUCUUCGUCUACACCGGCAACGAAGGCGACAUCGAGUGGUUCGCCCAGAACACCGGGUUCAUGUUCGAGACUGCACCCCACUUCGGAGCGCUCCUUGUCUUCAUUGAGCAUAGGUUUUAUGGGAAAUCAAUACCAUUUGGAGGGAAAGAGGAGGCCUAUAGCAAUGCAAGUACACUUGGGUAUUUAAGUUCAACACAAGCUUUGGCUGACUAUGCCACUUUGAUUAUUGAUUUGAAGAAGAAUUUAAGUGCACAAGGAUCUCCAGUGGUUGUCUUUGGAGGUUCCUAUGGAGGAAUGUUGGCAGCAUGGUUUAGAUUGAAAUACCCACAUGUGGCCAUUGGAGCCCUGGCCUCUUCUGCUCCCAUCCUCAAUUUUGAAGGCAUCACAUCCCCGUACACCUUCAACGACAUUAUCACGCGUGACUUUCAGAGCGAGAGUGAGAAUUGUUAUAAGGUGAUCAAAGGGUCAUGGAAGCUGAUCGAGGAUACUGCCGAACAGCCAGGCGGGCUCGAGAAGCUCCAAAAGUCCUUUAAAAUAUGCAAGAACUAUAUUAGUACAAGUUCUCUGGAAGGUUGGCUCGACACAGCGUAUGUUUACACAGCCAUGACGGAUUAUCCAACUCCAUCCAACUUUUUGAACCCUUUACCAGCUUAUCCAGUCAAACAGAUGUGCAGGGCCAUCGACGAAGCAACGGCUGCAGAUGACACAUUUAGAGGAUUGUACGGUGCAGCGAACAUCUACUAUAACUAUACGGGGAAUGCCACGUGUUUCGAUCUCAACGACCACUCCGAUCCGCACGGGCUUGGUGGAUGGUCAUGGCAGGCUUGUACGGAGAUGAUUAUGCCGUCGAAUGGGAACAACAAGGAGAGCAUAUUUCCACCGUGGACCUACAAUUACAGCGAUCGAGCAAAAUCCUGUGAAGACUACUAUGGCAUACCACCAAGGCCCAACUGGAUCACCACAGAAUUCGGGGGCCACAAUAUCUCGAGUGUCUUGAAGCGUUUUGGCAGCAACAUUAUCUUCUUCAACGGCUUAAGGGACCCUUGGAGCGGUGGAGGGGUAUUGAAAAGCAUAUCAAAGAGCGUCGUGGCCAUAGUUGCAAGAGAAGGGGCCCACCAUGUGGACCUGAGAUUCUCGACCGAAGAAGAUCCUGAGUGGCUUCAACGUGUGAGGAGGAAAGAGAUCAAGAUCAUAACAACGUGGCUGAAGCAAUAUUAUAAUGACAUGGCCAAUCUCUAGAUUCUACCUUUUGUUACGUGCAUCUCCCCACACAUGCCAACCUGGCAAGCGUCUGACACUUGAGACACUCAUCAGGUGGGACAAACCAUGUGAAUAACAUGGAAAAAAUAAAAAUAAAAAUCAGGACGUCAACUUGUUAGGUGUGCCGCACAUGUGCCAAAAUUCAUGAAUGGUCCACAUUCAAGGUGACCGUACUACCCACCUGAUUAAUGGGCCAUCCUGAUUGUUUGGCCAUGUCAUCUACAAUAGUUACCUUUCUUGGUGGAUGGCCUGCAUGAACACAUACGCAGAAGGUUGGCAUGUUGGUAGAUUGCAAAUUUCCCAUCUAAUUGGUGGAUCAUUUCUAUCAUAAAUGGAACGAAUAAAGUUACAAAUUAUUCUGUCAAAAUAAUAGAUGGCAACAUCAAUGACA